Messenger RNA from Meriones unguiculatus (Mongolian gerbil), 476 nucleotides. Its product is annotated as cytochrome c oxidase subunit 6C-like. The coding region runs from base 110 to 418 and encodes 102 amino acids. Lineage: Eukaryota; Metazoa; Chordata; Mammalia; Rodentia; Muridae. The record is from RefSeq and is a predicted model, not a curated record. The transcript has a single exon.
UGGCUACAGUUGUUGAAUCUUCCAUGCACCUGUGAGCUUGCAUGCUGCUGGAACACCAUCCAUUUCUCCCAGAACUGAAAGGACGCUGGUGUGAAGGACAUUUACUACCAUGACUUCCAGUGCGUGGUGGAAACUUCAGGUGCGUGGUCUUAUGGGCAGGCAUCUUCGGGUUCACACUGUAGAUGCGUUCAUAUUGUUGGCUCAUUCAUUCUGGCCCUGGGAGUUGCAGCUUCCUGUAAGGUUUGGUGCAGCUGAACCAAGAAAGAAGGCAUAUGCAGAUUUCUUCAGAAAUUAUGAUUCCGUGAAAGAUUUUGAAGAGACGAGGAAAGCUGGUAUCGUUCAGAGUGCAGUGAUUUCAGAAUGUAAAGAAUUCUUUGGCUUGAGCCCCACAGAUGUUCUCACUGACCUGUGUUCCUGAACUAUGAAACAUGAAUAUGUGGUGGGCUACUAAGGAAUAAUUUCUCUCAGAAGUAUAU